AUGCAUAUCAUAUUGUUUUUUCUAAUCAUUCGUUUGACUACUUGUACCAAUUCGAUACCAUUUGAUGGAAUAAUUCGUCCAUCAGGAGAUGGUAGUUCAUAUGCUUUUCUUACACCACCAAAAGAUGGUAAUCAUGCAGCAUUCAUUGAGCAAUUGACACCAAGUGGUACAUUGGCUGUUGCAUGGUUUACGGGCGGUGAAGGAAGGCCUAAUUGUUCGAUUGCCGUAUCACUUUUAGCUGUUGGAUCAGAACAAUUUACACCUGGUGUCAUUGUCAGUGAACGCACCAAUUAUUCAAAUCAAAAUCCUGUUCUGUUUUGGAAUAAUCGUACACAAAUCUUACAUUUAUAUCAUUCUUCACAAUUGGGUAAUGGUCCAGAAAGUACAUCUGAACUAUGGCAUUUACAAAGUCAAGACAAAGGUGCUACAUGGUCUAAAAGCAGUUCAUUUUAUUCAUUACCAGGUGCAUUUGAUCGAAAUCGUAUUAUUCCUACAUUAGAUAAUCAAGGUCUUAUAUAUCCUUGUUAUAAUUCUUCACCAACAUAUGAUUAUUCAUUCAUACUUCGAUCAAUAUCCGAUACUUCAACAUGGACACGUAUUAAUAUGACAAAUAGUGAAAAUCUCAUUCAACCUUCUAUUAUUCGUUUAUAUAAUUCAAAAGUAUUACGAUCAUUUUUUCGUGAUGAAAAUGCCGAAUCUAUCUAUUAUUCCGAUAGUAAUGAUGAUGGUAUUACUUGGACAGUACCAAAACGAACAAUCUUGCCAAAUAAUAAUGCUGGAAUUCAUGCAAAUACAUUAAAAACAGGUGCUGUUAUUAUGGUUUUUAAUAAUCUUAAUGGAACUUCUCUACCACGAUCACCGCUAACAGUAGCUCUGUCAGACGACAAUGGAAUGACAUGGCCUUAUCAACGAAAUAUCCAAAUCCAUGAUGAUGGUAAUAGUACAUAUGUCGGCGAAUAUUCUUAUCCAGCAAUAUUACAAAGUUUUUGGACUGGGAGGGAUGAUAAUGAUAUUCAUCUUGUUUUUACUUAUGAUCAACAAACAAUUAAAUAUGUUCGUUUUAAUGAAAGAUGGAUUAAACAAGGACAAAGAAUAUUCUAUUAG
Messenger RNA from Rotaria sordida, 1104 nucleotides. Lineage: Eukaryota; Metazoa; Rotifera; Eurotatoria; Philodinida; Philodinidae. The record is from the annotation of a GenBank genome assembly.